Messenger RNA from Kockovaella imperatae, 1450 nucleotides. RefSeq lists its product as hypothetical. The transcript is spliced from 2 exons. NCBI's taxonomy places the organism in Eukaryota, Fungi, Basidiomycota, Tremellomycetes, Tremellales, Cuniculitremaceae. The record is from RefSeq and is a predicted model, not a curated record. The coding region runs from base 344 to 1264 and encodes 306 amino acids.
UCUGUGUGGAAGGAUUAUGGCCAAAAGUGUAUGUCGCAGCGGCGAAGCGACCGGUGCCGAGACUGCGUCCUCGGUAGCCGGUGGGUUUGCUGACAAAACAUGACGCGUUCCGUCCUUUCACGUACAUCACACUUGUCAUGCACAGCCCGAGCUUGGAGACAAAUCGACAUUUCUCGCAAACUCCAGCGGUCGUCUCUCCCAUGAAAGGUGGAGCAUAAUACGUGGGGACGGCCAGAGUAUUACUUGCUUUGUCGAGCCUUGUCGCUGAUGUGGAAACUUGACAGCGUCGUGUGAAAUCCUUUGAAUGUAGGAUGCGGUCACUCCAUUCUGAUUGGCUUAUGGCAUGAGCGAAGGUGGAACAGGGUGGACGUUGGCCACUGGGUCGGAUAGUCUCAAGGUGUCUUCCGCUAGUGAUAACAACGACAACGGUCAAGGCUCUGAAGAUCCAUCAAAGACCUCACUGAGCAAACGGGAAGGCAAGAAACCAAAGCGUGACGAUGAGACGCCGACAUUUCGGGCCCUGAAACACUUCAAGGAACUAUGCGCUGGGAUUGAAAGCGAGUACAAUGCAAGCUUGGCUAAUGCAGAGGGGCCCAUAGAUCUCUCUCAUUUGAAUAUCUUGACGACGGAGGCUUUCAGAUUCGCAGAGACGAAACUCAGCGAAUUUGACCUCACAACGAUGACCAUGCUCAAAACGUUUCCCCACAUCGCAGACAGUGUCUUGGAAAGAGCAUUGGAUAUUCAAGGCAUCACGUCCCAGAUGGACAUGGAAACCCGCAAGCUCUUGCUAUACAAUGCCCUCCGCGAAGUUGCAUACGCUGCAGAUCAACAGGGAUCCCAGCGUGAAGCGCAAUGGCACCGACUGUCAGAGUUGGGCAUGGACGACUUUACCUUGGAGGGGCUGAUGAUGGACUACGAUCAGACUCAAGGCAUAGAAGCUUCCGAGGCUGUCGAAGAGAUCGUCAACGAGGCGGAAUCUUACAGGUCCCUCAUCCCCGAUAUCUUUGGAGAUCAUGAGAUGACCCGGGAGCUGUGUGUAGAGAUCUUUUCGAUCACCGAGACUCCGGAUGACCUGGGUCCAUGGCUCACCAAAAGCCUCGACGAUGAAGAACAGAAAACAUUGCUGGAGCUGGGACGGAUGUCAAAUGUAGUUGCGAAACUGCCCGAAGAGCUCCAGCGAUCCCAGACGUACUUUUCUGAGGGCAGACAGCAGGAGUACAGGAGACUCAGCCUGCGGGCGCGACUUUCAGGCCAAGGUAGCUAGAAGCACGUCGGUGCUAGAGUGCACUGGUCGGACCCUGUCGCAUGCAUGCCUUUGACGGUAGUUUGGGCCUCAGUACUGGAGAGCGUUCAAGAUCUCAUCUGCUGAGAGAAUGUCCUGCCCCUGACACCUUUGUGGACGAAGGCGCUAUGUCCUGGACUGCAGCCGAUAUUCAUUAGGUCCCUUGAC